Messenger RNA from Hibiscus syriacus, 1944 nucleotides. RefSeq lists its product as uncharacterized. The coding region runs from base 16 to 1944 and encodes 642 amino acids. Lineage: Eukaryota; Viridiplantae; Streptophyta; Magnoliopsida; Malvales; Malvaceae. The record is from RefSeq and is a predicted model, not a curated record. The transcript has 5 exons.
AGGAUAACCUGCAAUAUGGAGGAUUCGACAAUUGAAUUUCUACAAGCACGUUUACUGUCCGAACGAUCUGUCUCCAAAAGUGCUAGACAGAGAGCUGAUGAACUGGCAAGAAGGGUAGCUGAACUUGAGGAACAGCUAAGAAUUGUGUCUGUCCAAACGAGGAGGGCUGAAAAGGCAACAGCAGAUGUUCUUGCCAUUUUGGAGAAUAAUGGGGUAAGUGCUGUAUCUGAGGAACUUGAUUCAAGCUCUGACCAGGACAUGCCUUUUGAGUCCAACAUGGAUAAUGUUUCUACUAAAGAAGAGGAGAGAUCUGUCGGUUCAAAAGGGAGAAGAAAAGAAGAGGAACUUUCUUGUUCUGAGGAUUUUUCUUCACUCUCUGGUAGAAGCUUGUCUUGGAAAGGCCGCAAGAGUGCUUCUCAUUCUCCUGAAAAGUAUAAAGACUCACUUGUGAGAAGGCACAACAUGUUUUCAUCUCCAAAACACUGGCAGGGGAAAUUAUGCCGGAAGAUAAGACACCGGGAACCAAGAUUAGUAGCGGAGGAGCCCAAAUCAGAUGAUGUCAAGGCCGGUUCACCAGUAAAUGAACUUGUAACAUCACCUGAAGUUAAUGAUAAUCAGUCUAAAAGUGAGAAAGACAUGGAAAAGGCACUAGAACAUCAAGCACAACUUAUUGACCGUUAUGAAGCAAUGGAAAAGGCCCAAAGAGAAUGGGAAGAGAAGUUCAGAGAAAAUAAUAGUAGUACACCGGAUUCAUGUGAUCCUGGGAACAACUCAGACCUCACCGAGGAAAGAGACGAGAUCAAGACUCAAACUCAAUAUGCAUCCGGGACAGGUAGCUCAGGAGUCCAACAGGCAGAGGAAUUACCUAAACCUCAAUCCUAUGAUCCCGUGCCACCUUCACAUGGUGAUAUGGAUCGGUUACAGGAUCGUAAUUGUAGCAGCUCCCUUUUGGCCGCGUCCCUAAAUCCAACAUCCCCAGGUUCCGUUGAAAAGGAAAAUCGUCAUCAGGGAAAUCUGCAAUGCAACCAUUCACCGGUACACAGUUGUCAUCAAUUUGCAUAUGCACAUGGUUCCACUGGGAAGCGGGCAGUGCAUCAGGAGAGUCCGCAGAGAAAACAUUAUCCUAUACACAGCUCUCAUGCACAUGGUUCCACGGGGAACCAGGAAAUGCAUCUCCUUUCAUCUGUUAUGAGCCGUUGUUCAACCACGGAACCUUCUGGAAACAAAAAUGAGUGUUAUGCACUGGUGCCACAUGUAACACCUGGCAGGUUUACCAAUGUGCUGUAUGCUCUUAAUCAAGCUAGGAUGUCAUUACAACAGAAAAUCAAUACAUCGCCACCGAUAGAGAGUGCAUCUGGAGGAAAGGCUAUCAAACCUUCUGUUUGUGGGAGAAAAGUUUGGGAGAGGGUAGAGGUUCCCGUUGGAUGCUCGGGACUCUUCAGGGUUCCAACCGACUUUUCAGCAGAGGCCUCUAAAAUGAACUUUCCGGGUUCAGGUCUGCAGUUAAGUUUGGCAAACUAUUACCCCGAUGCACGAGUCGCACCGACUUCUUGUGGCAACACUUUGUCAAGUAGUUCCAGUAAUUACCCACCAGUUACCGGUGAUCGUUUUUACAGUAGCCCUUACAUGGAUGUUAGAUCAAAUUCUUCCGUAGUCCCAGCUGCGUCUGGUUACAUAAACGGCGAUCAAAUUCUCACCAGUCGGUAUGCAGAGACAGAGUGGAGAUCCACUCGAAAUCCAUGUUUUGAUCCUUACUCGGAACCAGGCCUACCCUCAUCAGUUCUGCAGAGCUAUCCAACAUUCCCCUCCUUUCCUGACCUAUUGCCACGGAUACAUAGUAGAGAAAGAUUCCCAGUCCUCCGUACAAACGGAUCAAUCGUGGUACGUCCUGAUCAGUUUUCAUUUCACGACAACCACUUUAGACCAGAUAUCCAUAGAUUGUAG